AUGUCUACCUCCAAAUCUUCCUUUCAUCCUGUUCUUAUUGUCUCCAACAUCAAGAACCAUGUUCCCAUCACUCUUGAGAUGGAGAAUGUCCAAUAUUCCACUUGGGCGAAACUAUUUAAGAUUCAUGCACGAUCCCAUCGGGUAAUUGAUCAUAUUAUUCCUCCGGCGGCAGGAACGGAGAAACGGCCUCAACAGGAGGAGGACAAAGAACUGUGGUCCACCCUUGACGCCACCGUUCUCCAAUGGCUCUACGCUACUAUCUCUCAUGAUCUGUUGCAUACAAUUCUGGAACCUGACACCACGGCGAUAGAGGCUUGGAAUCGCUUGCGUGAUAUCUUCCAAGAUAACAAACACUCUCGUGCUGUCAUCCUUGAGUACGACUUCACUCAUGUCGACAUGGCCGAUUUUCUCAAUGUCUCUGCCUAUUGUCAACAUCUCAAAUCUAUCAGAAUAUAUUACCAUAUAUUCUAA
Solanum dulcamara is the source of this 471-nucleotide messenger RNA. RefSeq lists its product as uncharacterized. Bases 1 to 471 code for a protein of 156 amino acids. NCBI's taxonomy places the organism in Eukaryota, Viridiplantae, Streptophyta, Magnoliopsida, Solanales, Solanaceae. The transcript has a single exon. The record is from RefSeq and is a predicted model, not a curated record.